GUCCGUUCCUGUUUUCGGUUGCUUUUGAUCACUGUUGCUUUGUGCUUAUGAUUAUGGAUUCUGUAUUGAUCAACAAAAUCGUCUAAAGAAAUCAACUCACAUGAGAGAGACUGUAUAAGCCUGUCCCUGUUGCCAGAUCUUGCGGAGGCGUGUGUGCCGGUUAAUGCAUAGAGUAAAAAGGGUGAAACUCGAAGACAAAACCGAAGGAACUUGGAAAAGUUUAGCAGCCGUCAAGAUGACCACAGUAGACGACCUUUCGGACAGCACGGAGGUGGUGGAGAUGGACGACGUUCCCUCGCAGUUCUUCGUGGAGAAGCACUCGUGGGACGGCCUGCGCGAGAUCAUUCACGGAAGUCGGAAGUACUGCGGCAUGAUCAUCAACAAGGCGCCUCACGACUUUCAGUUCGUGCAGAAGAACGACGAGUUGGGCCCUCAUUCUCAUCGCCUCUACUAUCUCGGUAUGCCAUAUGGGAGCAGAGAAAACUCGCUACUGUACUCCGAAAUUCCAAAGAAGAUCAGGAAAGAAGCUCUUUUGGUUUUAUCAUGGAAACAGAUGUUAGAUCAUUUUCAGGCAACCCCUCAGCAUGGCAUGUACUCCCGGGAGGAGGAACUCCUCCGCGAGAGGAAGCGACUCGGCGUGUUCGGCAUCACGUCCUAUGACUAUCAUGCGCAAAGCGGCCUUUUCCUCUUCCAAGCCAGCAACAGCCUUUUCUAUUGUCACGAUGGCGGGCAUAACGGCUUUAUUCAGACAGCACCCAUGAAACCUGUAGAGAUUAAGACUCAGUGCUCAGGGAUUCGCAUGGACCCCAAGAUCUGCUCCGGUGAUUCCAACUUCAUUGCAUUCGUCAACAACAAUGACCUGUGGGUGACUAAUAUCGAAAGCGGGGAGGAGCGACGGCUGACAUUCUGCCAUAAAGGCUUGAAUAAUGUAAAGGAUGACCCAAAGUCGGCUGGCGUGGCAACCUUUGUGAUCCAGGAGGAGUUUGAUCGUUUUACCGGCUACUGGUGGUGUCCAACAGUUUCUGAAGAUGCAGCUGGGUGCAAAACCCUGCAGCUGCUUUAUGAAGAGGUGGAUGAGUCGGAAGUAGAGAUCAUUCACGUCCCAUCUCCAGCACUGGAGGAACGUAAAGCAGAUGUGUACAGAUAUCCUCGCACCGGUAGUAAAAACCCUCAGAUAAGUCUAAAACUGGUAGAAAUCCGAACUGACGAGAAUAGUAAAAUUGUGAGCACGCAAAUCAAGGAGCUUGUUUUACCUUUUAACACACUAUUUCCUGCAGCUGAGUACAUCGCACGGGCCGGCUGGACAAAAGACGGCAAAUAUGCAUGGGCAGUAUUGCUGGACCGCAGUCAACAGAAGCUGCAGCUGGUUUUGCUGCCACCAUCCCUGUUCCUGAGCGUAAGCAUGGAGGAGUCCGAGUGGGAAGAGCAUGUCGCAGCCAUGCCCGAGGGUGUACAACCCUUUAUUAUUUACGAGGAGGCGACGGAUAUCUGGAUCAACGUCCACGAUAUAUUCUACCCCUUCAUUCAAACCAGCGAGGACGAGAUCACGUUCCUGUGGGUGAACGAGUCAAAAACAGGCUUCUGCCAUCUGUACAAAAUCACGAGCCUGAUCCAGCCGGGAUGCCAGCGGUGGACUAGAGACUACUUUCACUGUGAGGAUGAUUUUAAAUGUCAAAUAAAGGAAGAGCUGACCUUAACCAGUGGAGAAUGGGAGGUUCUAGCCAGACAUGGGUCAAAGAUUUGGGUAAACGAAGAGACGAAGCUAGUGUACUUCCAAGGCACCAAGGAUACACCCCUGGAGCAUCACUUAUACGUAGUCAGCUAUGACUGUCCGGGAGACGUCGUCCGUCUGACUAAGCCGGGCUUCUCCCACAGCUGCUCUGUUAGCCAGAACUUUGACAUGUUCAUCAGUCACUAUAGCAACGUGAGCACCCCACCCUGUGUUCAUGUCUAUAAGUUGGUUGGUUCUGACAGCGACCCUUUACACAAAGAACCAGAGUUCUGGGCCAGUAUGAUGGAGGCAGCAGGUUGCCCAGCAGAUUAUGUUCCUCCUGAAAUAUUUAGCUUCCCUGCAAAGUCUGGCUUUGAUCUUUAUGGAAUGUUGUACAAACCACACAACCUAAAGCCCGGCAAAAAACACCCUGCAAUCCUGUUCGUGUACGGGGGUCCUCAGGUGCAGUUGGUAAACAACUCCUACAAGGGUGUAAAGUACUUGCGGCUGAACACUUUAGCAUCUCUAGGUUAUACAGUGGUGGUUAUUGACGGAAGGGGUUCGUGCCAAAGAGGGCUGAAGUUCGAGGGGGCUUUAAAAAACAGAAUGGGUCAGGUGGAGAUCGACGACCAGGUGGAGGGUUUGCAGUAUGUAGCUGAGAAAUACAAGUUCAUAGACUUAAGUCGUGUGGCCAUUCAUGGCUGGUCUUAUGGAGGAUUCCUCUCUCUCAUGGGCCUUAUUCGACAGCCAAAUGUGUUUAAGGUGGCCAUAGCUGGAGCUCCUGUAACAGUGUGGAUGGCGUACGACACCGGCUACACUGAGCGCUACAUGGACGUGCCUGAAAACAAUCAGCAGGGGUACGAAGCAGGCUCUGUGGCUCUGCACGUGGACAAACUUCCAAAUGAGCCAAACCGAUUAUUAAUUUUGCAUGGGUUCCUCGAUGAGAAUGUGCACUUUUUCCACACCAAUUUCCUGGUGUCUCAGCUUAUCCGUGCUGGCAAGCCAUAUCAGUUACAGAUCUAUCCCAACGAGAGGCACAGCAUCCGCUGCCCCGAAUCGGGCGAGCACUACGAGAUCAUGCUGCUCCACUUCCUCCAGCAGCACCUCUGAUGAGAGCCGAUGAGCCCGGAACCCCCACCCCACCGUCCGAAGCCACUAGCGACUCCUCUCGCCCAAUCGCGACGCUUCUAACAGCCAUGAAAUUAGAGCCGAGGGCGGCUUUCUUCUCCUUAGCCUUUAGCACGCUUAUCCUCCUCCGGAAGCUCCUUGCAGGAACAGAUUUAUCCCAGACCUCCAGCAUGACAGCAGUUUUAACAGAUUUCGCACGCGCCCGGGAGUUAGAGGCGAUGGGGGUAAAGUCUGUAAACGAAAGGAUCCACGUAGCUCAUCGACCUUAAAGCAAUUUUUUUAUCGUUUUGAAACUGCGCACAUCUCGAUUGAUCAUUUUUCCUUUCCUCUCCCGGUCGGCUUUAAGAAUUAAGUUGCCAAAAUUUGCCUUUAUUUUUUUUUCUAGUGGCUUAACAGACUCCUUGUUGACUUUUCCCCUCCUUACAUACAGAAAACCAACAAAAAACAACUCUCUAUCUUCUGAUUAACAAAACGUUUUAACCUCAGCCGAGCUCUUCUGUUGUGUAAAUGCAGUGGUGGUUAAGUGCCACCUGGAUUACGACGUCACCUUGCUAGCCGCAGACAGCGGCCCUCGCGUGGACACCUCACACUACUACCUGCGAUUCGUAUUUUAAGUGUGUAAUAUUAAAGGAACAUAUUUUUUAUGAA
This is a messenger RNA of Trichomycterus rosablanca, 3487 nucleotides long. It is a transcript of the gene dpp9, whose product is annotated as dipeptidyl-peptidase 9. Gene Ontology annotation, molecular function: dipeptidyl-peptidase activity; serine-type peptidase activity. The record is from RefSeq and is a predicted model, not a curated record. NCBI's taxonomy places the organism in Eukaryota, Metazoa, Chordata, Actinopteri, Siluriformes, Trichomycteridae. The coding region runs from base 164 to 2821 and encodes 885 amino acids. The transcript is spliced from 21 exons. Gene Ontology annotation, biological process: proteolysis.